AGACAUCAUUGACUGUGGGCAAAAAAAGGGAAAAAAAGAAAAUCCAAAAAAACAGAAAACAGAGCAGCUCGUCGCUCACAGGUUUAACAUGCUGACACCCAGCCCCACAGGCACUCUUCCCCAUCAAUCUCACCUCCUUUUCUUCUUCUAAACCAAAAACCACACUCCACAACUCACGGCGGUGCUGAUGUUAGAUCCCGGCAAUGACUUCCUCCCCCCACCAAUCUCCCCCAGCAUCUCCUCCCCCUCUUCCUCCGAUCUCGACACCGAGUCCACCGGCUCUUUCUUCCCCGACCGCAGCACCUCUCUCGGCACUCUGAUGGGCGUCUCCGCCUUCCCUCCCAUCAUCUUCUCCACCCCUUCUCACCGCCGGAACGCCGCGCCGCCGGAGAACAACCCCGGCAAGUCGAAGAAGAGGAAUACGAAAGCGGCUGUGGAGAGCCUCCUCAGGCGCCGGAGGAGCUGGUGGGGCCGCCUGUGCAGUGACCAGGAGCUCAGGCCGUCGAAGCUCGGCGAGUUUCUCGAGGUCGAGCGGCGGUUCGGCGACGGCGCGAUUUUUUCGGUGGAUGGGGUGGGGAUGGAGGUGGGAGGCUAUGAUCAGGGGAUUAAUGCCAAUGGGAGGGUUUUGUUUGCGGAUGGGAGGGUGUUGCCGCCGGCUACGACGGCAGGAGAGGAGUGUUCGCCGGCGGCAAACGGUGGCGGUGGGUUGUGUAGAUUCUCGGUUUCUUUGCCGGGGAUUUGUAGUUAGAGCAGAGGAUAGGAUAAGGAAGGAAAAUAAUGGAUAUUUUUAGUUGUGUUGUCGAUAAUUUAAUUAUUAUUCACUUGUAUAAAAUAUUCUGAUUUAGAUUAAUAAAGGGCUUCUUCUGCUUCCUGA
This is a messenger RNA of Daucus carota subsp. sativus, 874 nucleotides long. RefSeq lists its product as uncharacterized. The record is from RefSeq and is a predicted model, not a curated record. The transcript has a single exon. NCBI's taxonomy places the organism in Eukaryota, Viridiplantae, Streptophyta, Magnoliopsida, Apiales, Apiaceae. Bases 188 to 748 code for a protein of 186 amino acids.